Portunus trituberculatus (swimming crab) is the source of this 4323-nucleotide messenger RNA. RefSeq names its product protein fantom-like. The record is from RefSeq and is a predicted model, not a curated record. Gene Ontology annotation, biological process: non-motile cilium assembly. NCBI's taxonomy places the organism in Eukaryota, Metazoa, Arthropoda, Malacostraca, Decapoda, Portunidae. Gene Ontology annotation, cellular component: ciliary transition zone.
UCAUACUGCCUCACCAGCAGCUAUAUUCAUCUGUGGGAUUAUUAGUCACAAUAACAUUAAUUCCUAACCCUGCUUAUUUCUUUGUAAAAUAUGACGCCUUUUUUUUCUUUCUUUUUUUUUGUGAUAUAUCGAAGUUAAAAAAUCAGCUGUGAAAUUAUUGAAUUUAAUCAAUGUUUGUCUAACCCAGUAUACUCGUCAUAUUAAAGUGGCAAUGUUAUUUCAGUGUUAUCUUUCUACUCUGUUUCCACAUCCUUUUAUUUCUCUAUUGUAUUAUUGCUCUGUUACUAUUAUUCUUAUUACAGCAGCUGAGCAGUGUUCCUUUCAAGAAUCCCAGAUGGUGCACUAGAAAUUCAUAGUUUAAAGCAUGUCCACCAGUGAUGACUGCCAGGUCCCUGUUAAAGAUGGACACACGGCUCUCCCUGCUCAAACCGCCCCUGAGGAGAUGUAUUGGCUGCGUCACAUGAGCCGGGAGGAACUCCUAGAGAAGCUGGUCAGCUUGCGUGAUGAUUUUUACACUGUGAAAAAAUUCUCAUGCCGGCAAGAAGAUAAAAUAAAAAAAUUGCAGACCAAAUUGCGGAAGUUAAUAUCAGACAAGAAGAAGGAUGAUAAGGGAGGCAGCUCAUUCAGCCUGAAGGAGAUGGAGUACCAGGAGGCACUAGAGAGCCAGCAACUCACCAUCCGGGACAUGCGUCUCAAGACUCAACACUUAGAGAAAAAGUUAAAGUUAGCCAAUAUUCAACUAAAUUCAGCUAAAAAGAAUAAACCGUUAAUGUUUCGUCAUGUUGGACCAAAAGUUGACAGUGGACUCAAGCAACCUCGUGCACCACCACCAGCACCACGCCCUCCCCCAUCACCGCCCCCUCUUAAAGCCUCACCUUCCUCAAAUGAAUCCUCAGGUUUCAAUGCAUCAGCUUCCAUCCAUCAGACAGAACAGUUGAUGCCAGAACGGAUAAGAGAAAUUCUUGAAGAGGCACGAGAGAGAAUUGUGGCUCUGGAAUCUGAGAGAGAUGACUUGCAGGACCAGCUGACAGAGAGACAGCAGGCUGCUGAAAAUGCUGAAUAUGAGGCCCAGCAGAGGAUAGCCAUACUGGAGGACGAAGUGACCAACCUGAAGGAGGAGCUACAUCACCAGGGAGUGCGGGAAGAGAGAAGCUCAGUGGCAGCAGUGAGAGCAGAAAGAGAGUCCCACACACUCUCUGCUCGCACUGUGGCCUUGCAAGAACAGCUGGUUGCCACAGAGGAAAAAGUUACUGCUGAAAAGUUAAGAAAAGAUGCACUUCAUUCAGAGUUGGAAAGGAUGACUGAGAAACUCUUGGGAGUGGAGAACCAGCUGCGGGUUCAAGAAGAGCAGCAGAAGUCAGCAGGGAAAUUGCUGGAAGUCACUGAGAAAAACAAGGUGUACGAGAAAGAGAAUCAUCAACUUAAGAGUGAAAAUGAACGCCUUACAACUCUUAACCUGAACUUUGAACAGAAAGGACUUGCAAGAGAAAAUGAGCGUUUAAAAGCCCAAAUUGCUCAUCUUGAGUCUGCUUUACAGAGUGACUUGAGCGAGCGUGGGUCUUUCCUGGAACACAUGACUCGAGAUAAAGAAAAUUUAGCUCGAGCUGAGGAAGAAGUAAAAGAACUAAAGGGAAAACUUGCUUCUCUUCAAGAGGAAUUGGAGAAGACUAAAGUGAAGCUCAAUAUUUAUGAUAAGGCUGGUCUCCUGAAGUUACCUGACAAGGAUCCUACAAUUCUACCAGCAAAAGUGGCUGCUCCUAGUCCAAAGGAAUUUGAGAAGCUGAGGGAAGCUCACAGUGAACUUCAGUUACUUUACCGGGAGAAGAGCAGAGAGCUGAAACAGCUGUCUGCCACUGUGGCUGCACACUCUUCCACAUACCAGGCACUGCAGUCACAGGUGACAAAAGUAACCCAGGAAUCUGAAGAGAAGGAGAGGCAGCUGAAUAUGACAGUCAAGAGUUUGGAGGAAACAAUAAGGAGGAGGAAUGACCGUUGUGAUAAGAUGGAAGCUCAGAUAUUGACUCUCACUAAUAGAGGCAUUACAGAAAAUCUGGAGGAACUGAGUCCCUGCCUAACCCAAACAGUGAGCCUUGGCAAGCAUGACAAUGUACUGGAGUUCCACAUUGAUCGGGUGCUGUUUGAAUUGCCUGAGUUCUCCCACUUGAAGACCUUUGUGUCGUGGACGGUUCCUUUCUCUCUGGAGGAUCCUCUGCAGCACACCAAUGUUGCUCGUGGCAAAGAGGCUCACUACAAUUACUCUGCACUCUACAAGUUCCAAAUUAACAGCAGGAAUCUGAUGUCUCUAAAGGAAGAUACUGUCACAGUGUCUGUGUACAUUCUCCUUGACUCGGGUCAUCCAGCCAAGGUGGGAGAAUGUCGAUUGACAUUUCAAGAGGUGUUGGAUCAUCCAAGAAACACACUGCAUGGUACACAGCCAGUUAUGUUGGCACAUGAUGAUGCAGAAGAAGCACAGCACCUAGCUUUCCUGGCAGACAUCAUCCCUGGACAGGUGAUAGGAAGCAUGAGUUACUGGUUUCGGCUGCAGCGGCCAAGUGAAGAUGCAAUUGCCCAGUACUUGCGUACUUCAGGGAUGCUCUUAGCCACCAAGAGAGAGAAGUUGCUUCCUAAGGAAUAUAAGACAAAACAAUUAAGUACAAACUCAAUGAAAUUGAAAAGUGAAGGUAAUGAUAUAGAUGAUAAUUGUAAGAGGGUACAAAUAUCCAAGAAGAAAGAUGAUGUUCAUGAGGAAAUCCAGCUUGAACCAGAAGAAAAACACCCUCCAGUGUCACCGGGUGAGCAGAGUUCACCGGCAGAGAGAAUGGAGUGUAGUGAAGAGCCUCAUGAGAGCACCAUAGAGCAUGUUCCUUCUGCCAUUGUCUCUCAGUCAGACAGUAUUCCUCAUGGACAUGAGGGUGUACCUGCUGAUCCUGUCACACAGCAAUUAACACGCUCACAUUCAGCCUCUGUCAGCUCAACUGGGACAUAUAACAUUGGAAGUCCAAAGAAAUCCAAGACUUACAGUAAUUCAGAUACAGAUGCUCCUAAAAAUCUAAAAACCAUAAAAAUAAAGAAAGUUGAUUCAGGAGGUUCUUCAGAAGACAGUUCAACUGGAACGUAUAAUGUGGAAGAUCCUAAAACAUAUAAAGUUUCUGGUAAUUCUAAUUCUAAUACAUCUUCAAAAAUUUUGAAGCACAAAAGUCCAGUGAGAGCAGAUUCAAAAAGUUCCUUAGGAUCACAUUCUUCAGGAAGAAGCUCCAAGGUUGAAGUGUUAUCAUCUUCAUCUGACAAGAAGUCAACUCCUUCCAGGGCUUCUUCUCACUCUGGAAAGGGAGUGAAGUCUGAGGUACCUGAGGAGAGACCAAGCACUUCACAGAUGGCAGCACUGCUGCUGCAACCAUCACCUCAAAUGAGUGACAGAAGCAUCACAGAUUCCAAAGCACAGAAGCUGCCAGUCAGUCCCCAAGACACAUCCAGCAGUGACAGCAGUAGACAAGAAGAACCUGAUCAUCAGAUCUCCUCCUCAGGAUCUGAUAAUUCCAGUGAUUCUGAAGGUGUAGUGGCAGUGGUUUCCAAGACGAGUAAAAGUAAAAGUAAACAUUCAAGGAUAUAUGUUGAAGUGACAAGCAUGACAUUAUGGCCAGACUGUGGAAUUCUUCAAGACCCAAUGGUGGAAUUAAUCUUUGUUGACUACCAUGGAUUCUUGAACCUCCCACCUGACCAGCUGGAAACACCUGUCUCCUUGCCCAAAAAUGCCCCAGACAACACCCUGAAUUUCAAUUUUGGACAAGAGUUCAGCGUUGACAAGAAACAAUAUCCAGCACGAGUCCAAGCCCUGACUGAGCUCAUGGGUGGCAGAGGCAUCCUCAAGUUUACCAUCACCUCAGAGCCGUCAGAAGAGAUGCAGGAGACGCAUGACUGCCAGGACCUGGGGUAUGCUUAUGUUGACCUUCAGCAUAUAGCAAGAGAAAGGCAAGACAUGGUGGAGGGAGAACUGGCUGUGGAGAGUGCAGAGGAUGGCAGUCAGAUUGGGGUCCUGAAGGUGACUGUGCGUAUUGCACAGGCCUUACAGAACCUUGGCUUGGCUUGAAUGCAUAACAAAGUCAUUUUGUUAAUCAUAGGAAAAUAAAUAGAUAAAUAAGUAAACACAGUUGUAUGCUGUGUAAUUCUAGUCUGGGAAGGAUACCAUUUCUUCUUAAGCCUUUUAAAGCUGCUAUUCAUACAACAAGCACCUGGAAAGUGGAUAAUAUUUUACUGCACUCAAAAUAUUCGUAAUGUAAUGCUACAAUUUCAUUAUUUUUUUUUAAUAAAUUAACAUGAAAUUUA